AUGAUCCUGAAUCAAAACAAAAAUGGCGUUCUCGAGAUGACGAGAGUUUUGCGAGAUUUAAAUAUCUGGAAUAAUUCAGACACACAGACAGAAAAUCGGAAAAAGGGAACAAUGUCAGACUGCAGUGAUUUAGACAGACAAAUAGAGCAGCUGCGGAGAUGUGAAAUUAUCAAAGAAAGUGAAGUUAAAGCACUAUGUGCAAAAGCCAGAGAAAUUCUAGUUGAAGAAAGCAAUGUACAGAGAGUAGACUCUCCAGUCACAGUAUGUGGCGAUAUACAUGGGCAAUUUUAUGACUUAAAAGAACUCUUCAAAGUGGGAGGAGAUGUUCCCGAAACAAAUUAUCUCUUUAUGGGAGACUUUGUAGACAGAGGAUUUUACAGUGUAGAAACAUUUUUACUUCUUUUAGCUUUAAAAGUCAGAUACCCUGAUAGAAUAAUGUUGAUACGGGGGAACCACGAAAGUCGACAAAUCACACAGGUCUAUGGAUUUUAUGAUGAAUGCUUACGGAAAUAUGGUUCUAUCACAGUUUGGCGAUACUGCACAGAAAUAUUUGACUACCUCAGUCUUUCUGCAAUAAUAGAUGGGAAGAUAUUCUGUGUACAUGGCGGCCUAUCACCAUCAAUCAACACACUAGACCAAAUUCGAGCCAUAGAUCGUAAACAGGAAGUGCCGCAUGACGGUCCUAUGUGUGACUUGUUAUGGUCGGAUCCUGAAGAUACACAAGGCUGGGGAGUCAGUCCAAGGGGGGCAGGAUACCUCUUUGGUAGUGACGUCGUACAAACAUUCAAUGCAGCAAAUAAUGUAGAUCUUAUAUGUCGAGCCCAUCAGUUAGUGAUGGAGGGGUACAAAUGGCAUUUUAACGAAACAGUUUUAACUGUGUGGUCUGCACCAAACUACUGUUACAGAUGCGGGAAUGUGGCUGCUAUUCUAGAAUUAGACGAACAUUUACAGCGAGAUUUUACAAUAUUUGAAGCUGCGCCUCAGGAACUGAGGGGAAACCCACCUACUAGGAAACCGCAAGCAGAAUACUUCUUAUGAGACUGUUCCGACAUAGACACUUCUGAUAAUAAAAAUCCAUAUGAAGACAUUCUCCAUGAUAGGGGCUCCCACUCAUAAAAAAAAUAACAGUGAAUCUUAAAAAAAUAACAAUGCUCUAUUUAAGGUCACGACGGGUAAAAAGUGAUGUCUUCGAUAAUGUUUAGUGUAGGACAUACCCAAAAAUGAAUGGCCUAUUUCCCAUGAAUGUAUGCCAAAUGUAUAGAGGAAAGAUGCCUCUAAAUUGUGAAACUUGGGGCUCCUGUCGAAAGAUUAAGUGUAGAGUAGAGAACAAUUCGACAGUGCUUGAAUGGUGAAUCCAUACAAUCAAAACAACUGAAGAUACUCGUGUCUAUAUUGGAAUACUGUGUAUUAUAAAUGAGCUUUGUGCUAUUAAAUAUGAGGUUCAUCAAAUAGAUAAAUAUGGGUUCCAUGGGUCAGAAUAUGGCUUCACUGGGUUUGAAUAUGGGUUCCUAAAAAAUAUGGGUUCUACAGGGAGAAAAAUAAGAGAAAUGAUCAAAUAUAUAUUUUUGGGAGAUUUCGAUGUUCCUCCUCAAGUUGUCAAAAAUGUUAACCUGUAAACCUGUUAUAAAUUUUCUUGAGUAAAUAGGAAUAAUCUAUUUUUCUACUUUAAAUGUCUAGAUCUAUAACUGUUACAGUGUUCUUCCGUGAAAUCAAAACAACCCUACCACCCCUAUUUUAGCACAAUUUAGCUCUCCCUUUCAGUCCACAUCAUAAGACAAGUGAUUGGAAAGGGGUGUUAAGUUAUUUUUAUCCUAAUGGUGAAUGGACCAUUAUAAUGUGUGUUGAGAAUGCCAUGUGUGUUGAUUGUUGAAUGAAUGGGGAGCGAUUCCUGUGUAUUGAAAAUUAAAUGUACAAAUAGAUUGUCCAGUCUAAACCUAUACCAGACUUCAUUUUGAGUGAAAUCAACAAAAAUAUAUUGAUUGAAGAGAAUUGGGAUUUAUGAUUAAGCAAUCAAAUUGGUUGCCUUGUUUAUUCGAAAUACAGUGAAACUGAAGUGUUCAUAGAUUUUCUUAUAGUCCCACAUCAAGACUUUGUAUGUGUAACCCACAAUUCUUAACACAAGUAGAGAAAUAAAGAAUAAGUGCAGGACUACCAUUAUUAAUAAAUUCAAAAUGAAGUUUGGUAAAAUAUAAUCAGUAAUUUAAACUGGAUUUUUAUGUUUUCUGUAUGUAUAUGAAAUCUAAUAAAUAACAUGUAUCGCUGUACAGUUCUUAAAAAAUCAUGAGUUAUGUGCGUAUUUGUGUUAUGAUAGACCAUCCCUUGGAAGUUAAGUCACCUAUUGGAUGCAAUUAAUAUUGGAUACAAUUCAGUUUUGCUGCAAAACCAGAUGAAUUUGUUGAGUAUGACAAAACAAGGAAAUGAAUUUAGCCAUUAUAUUAAUCGUUAUUUCUGGUUCAGAUCUGACAUCUAUCUUUUGCUUAUGCCUCUUUGGACUUAUGUCGACUUUGGACUGACUAAAUACCUUCAACAGUAGAAGUUCCUAAAACAUGGGAGUUCUUUUACUUUGAUCAAGAAAAAUAUCAAUUUUUGGAGAUAGUGUUCCUACAUUCAGCAGUACAAAUAUCUGGGGGGACACGAGGCCUGAAUAGUGCACAUUUGACAAUUCAAAGAUGUGUUUUUGUAAUCC
Molecule: messenger RNA, 2686 nt
Organism: Owenia fusiformis
Lineage: Eukaryota; Metazoa; Annelida; Polychaeta; Sabellida; Oweniidae
Source: the annotation of a GenBank genome assembly